Messenger RNA from Sphaeroforma arctica JP610, 369 nucleotides. RefSeq lists its product as hypothetical. The transcript has a single exon. Lineage: Eukaryota; Ichthyosporea; Ichthyophonida. The record is from RefSeq and is a predicted model, not a curated record. Bases 1 to 369 code for a protein of 122 amino acids.
AUGCGUUUGGUACCGUUAUGCCAUACGUUACGAGAACGGAGACGUCGGAUAACUGACACGGAAUCUUCGGACGAUACCGGUGUGACGACUUCUGAGCAACCGGACUCCGAUGAGUACUUCAGACGAUUUGAGUGGUUAGCGCAAGAUUUUCACAAGUACCAGAGGAGGACGCAACGAAACAGAAGGAAAUUUGCUGUGGAUAAAUCCCCAGAGACGACCCGAGACGAUUCUGAUCAGAACAUCGAACCCCAAACAGAAGAAGCUCACAGGACAGAGUCAAAAGCUAAUUCACCCAUGGAAGAGGAUGCACCUGCCCCCACAACCAUCACUCAGUCGUCUACCACAACAACAACCACCACGGCACCGUAA